AUGGCCCGUGAUAGCAUUGUGAUUCUAGGGCAAGUCCUGGCCGGUAUUAUCGGGCUCAAUGUUGCCCUCGAGCUGGCCAAACGUGGCUAUGGACAGCAUAUCACAGUCAUUGGGAGAGAACUGCCAGGAGACUCGAAUGUGGACUAUACAUCACCAUGGGCCGGCGCAAACUUCUCUGGAAUCUCUGGCACUGACCCCAAUGCUCUGCGCUGGGAUAGAGCUGGAUAUCUGGCUCUCAUGGGUUUAAUCGAGCGAGGUGCUGAGGAAGCCAAGUUCCUGGCCAAAACAGAGUCGACCGAGUAUUGGGAUGAGCAGCCGUCGGCUGAGAAGAUUAAGAGCGUGACUGAGUAUCUACGAGACGUGAAAGUCACUCCCGAGGCAGACCUUCCCGGUGGCGUCUCAUUUGGCUUGAGCUUCACGACCAUCACUCUCAAUGCACCAGCCCAUUGCCUGCACCUGAAGUCGCUUCUCUCACGUCCCGAAUACGGAUCCAUCAAGUUUGAGAGGAGGGCAGUAAAUGCAUUGGAAGACGCAUUUCUGUCUCCGAAAACCAAGAUCGUGUUCAAUUGCAUCGGGAACGCGGCAAAGACAAUGCCUGGGGUCCAGGAUGCCAAGUGCUAUCCAACAAGAGGGCAGAUUGUUCUUGCGAAGGCGCCUGCUGUCAAACAGAACGUGAUGCGGCAUGGAAAGGAUUACGAGACGUAUAUUAUUCCCCGUCCGUUGUCAGAUUCGACGGUCAUUCUCGGUGGCUAUCUGCAAAAAGGGGAUUCUGACGGCCGCGUCAGAGAAGAAGAGAGUCGGUCAAUUCUACGCAGAACGGGAGAGCUGCUGCCUGUGCUCAAGCAGAACGAUACGAGGAUUCUCAAGGUGGCAGUUGGGUUCCGGCCUUCACGAGAGACCGGCGCUCGCGUGGAGAGGGAGGAGAUUCAAGGGCGAACUGUGGUGCAUAACUAUGGGGCUGGGGGAACCGGAUACCAGGCAGGGAUGGGAAUGGCACAGGAUGCAGUGGACUUGGCACAAGAAGUUCUUGGACAACUGCCAGUAAGCAAGUUGUGA
Messenger RNA from Aspergillus mulundensis, 1056 nucleotides. Its product is annotated as FAD-dependent oxidoreductase. NCBI's taxonomy places the organism in Eukaryota, Fungi, Ascomycota, Eurotiomycetes, Eurotiales, Aspergillaceae. The record is from RefSeq and is a predicted model, not a curated record. Gene Ontology annotation, molecular function: D-amino-acid oxidase activity; FAD binding. Bases 1 to 1056 code for a protein of 351 amino acids. The transcript has 4 exons.